Molecule: messenger RNA, 2151 nt
Organism: Cotesia congregata
Lineage: Eukaryota; Metazoa; Arthropoda; Insecta; Hymenoptera; Braconidae
Source: the annotation of a GenBank genome assembly
AUGCCGCCUACUGCAAAGAAAACUGUGAAGAGGAAAUUAAAACCUAUUGUGGAAAAUGUUGAUGUACGGAGUGAAGAAUCUGAAGAGGAUUCUGAAGCUGAAGAUUUAUUAAAUGCUGAAUUUAAUGAUACGGUUGAUAGUUCUGAUGAAGAAGUUGAAGAAUCGGAGCCUGGGGAUUCUGAUGGUGAGGUAGAUCAACUUGUUUUUGAUUCUGAUGAAAGCGAUGAGCUUGAAUUUGAAAGUGAUGAGGAUGAUGAUGAAGAGGAAGAGGAUGAUGAUGAGGAAGAAGAAGAAGAAGAAGAAAUAAAAAAUAAAAAUAUUCUUACAAAAAAUAAAAGUAAUAAUUUAAAAAAACAAGAUGAAGUAAAAAUUAAAAAUAUUUUAACAAAAUCUAGCAUUGAAGAAAAUAAAUUAAAAAAACAAGAAGUAAAAAUUAAAAAUAUUUCACCAAAUUCAAGCAACGAAAAAAAUAACGAAGAAAUUUUAAAAAAUAAAAAUAAACAAGAAGAGACAUUAAAAAAUAAAAAUAAUAAAAAUAGUCAAGAAGAAAAAUUUAAAAAUAAAUCAGAAAAAGUAAUUAAAAAUAAAUUUCCAGAAACUGAAGAAUUAAAAUCACCCGAUCUAAUUAACAUAACAUCAGAACCUGAAUUGAAAGACGAGUAUGAAGAAUACGACAGCUCUGACGAAGAAGACAUCAGAAAUACAGUCGGGAACAUACCAAUGCAGUGGUACAAGGAGCACGACCACAUGGGCUACGACACAGAAGGAAAGAAACUGAUAAAACCUGACACAGGAGAUGAACUGGACAAUUUCUUGAAGAGAGCCGACGAUCCAGAUUUCUGGAAGACUGUAAAAGACCCACAGACUGGCCAGGAGGUUGUCUUGACCGACGAAGACGUUGAGAUUAUCAGAAAGAUAGCUCAAGGUCAAUACCCUGAUCCAAAUUACAACGACUGGACUCCGUGGGUCGACUGGUUUACUUCCAAAGUGGAGAAAAUGCCACUGAGAGGCUUCCCCGAGCACAAGCGGUCAUUCUUGCCGUCCAAGCUCGAGGCCAAGAAAGUUUCCAAGAUAGUCCACGCAUUGAAGAUGGGCUGGAUGAAGUCUUCGGCUGAGCUGGAGAAAGAGCGCAAGGAGAAGAGUAAAAUGCCGGCGUUUUACAUGCUCUGGGAGACUGAUGACCAGGCUGAAGAAAUGCGGAGGAUCCACAAGCACAUCCAGGCUCCUAAAAGACACCUUCCAGGCCAUGCUGAGAGUUACAAUCCUCCACCUGAGUACUUGUUCGAUAAAAAGGAGCUCAAAGAGUGGAACAAGUUCAAAGACACUCCCUGGAAGAGGAAGCUGCACUUCAUACCUCAGAAAUACAAUUCUCUUAGAACAGUUCCAGCUUACCCUGAUUUUAUCAAAGAAAGGUUCCAACGUUGUCUGGACCUUUACAUGUGUCCGAGAGGCUACAAGAUGAAGUUGAACAUCGACCCGGAGCAACUGGUUCCUCAGCUACCAAGCCCGCAAGACCUCCAGCCAUUCCCCACAACCCUGUCGAUGGUAUUCAAGGGUCACACUGACAUUGUAAGGUCAAUGACCGCGCAGAACAGGGGUCAGUACAUCGCCUCUGGUGGAGAUGACGGGAAUCUCAAAAUCUGGGAAGUCGCCACUGGACGCUGUGUUAAAACUGUUCCUUGUGGUGAUACGAUUCGCAGCGUGGCUUGGUGUCCCAAUGAAGCAAUCUCGCUGAUAGCCGUGGCUGCUGGUCAGAAGGUCUUGCUGAUCAACCCUGGAGUUGGAGAUCAUUUGGUUACCAGCAAGACUGACAAGCUGAUGGAAAUUAUUCCUCAGAGCGACGUUGUUGUUAAUGAAAGAGUCCAGUCUGCUGUUCAGUGGGAACAAGCUGCUGGUGAUAACUGGGACCAGGGAGUUAGGGUGAUUUUGAAUCACUUUAAAAUUGUUAAGCAGAUUGUUUGGCAUGCUAAAGGUGACUAUUUCGCCACUGUGAUGCCUGAUGGUCAAAACAGAUCGGUUUUGAUUCAUCAAAUGUCCAAAAGAAGAUCUCAAAUUCCUUUCAAGAGGUCCAAGGGACUUAUUCAAUGUGUCUUGUUCCAUCCUAUCAGGCCUUUCUUGUUUGUUGCUGUAAGUUUCUUUAUUUUAAUUUAA